AUGGCCGCCCUAGCAACCGGACGGUGCGCUGCUAAACACUGCUCGCAGGGAGAGGGGGACUCCAGCAGCGCCCAGCAGCUCUGCAGAUCACCUCCUGUCAGCAGUGACAGGCAGAAAACGGCACAGUUUCUCAGGGAAGCCGAGAAAAUCAGGAGGCAGAUUGAAAAGUUGGAGAAAGAGAGGACGCUGAGUGUUCAGUGCAGAAAGAAUGGCUGGACAGAUUUGCCUGGAGAACUGGAAGAGUAUGAGAACGUCCUGGUAGGAGAAAGAAAUGCUGAAAAGAUGAAUCUUCAAAAGCAGCUGGUGAAGAUUCAUAAUGGUGUGAGGAAAUUUCAGAGAGAACUAACAGAUGUGAAGCCAACACCUGAGUUGAUUGAAAGACUGAAGGAAAUAAUGUCAGAGGUGGAAUUUUAUAUUAACACCCUAAAGGAGGAACAGCGUUCAAGCUUUGAGGAACUGUUGAAGGAGGAGAGGACGUGCAGACAGGAGAUCACUGCAUAUGACAAGAAGAUUGAAAACUGGAGCCUUGCUGUCAAAUCAGACCCCAAACUACCCAAAACCCCCACCAUCAAGACCAAAUCCCCGGACAGUGACGUUCCUGCAGAGGUCAGAGCACUGGAGGCUUUCCUGCUGAAGACAGGAGGUCCUUGUGGUGGCUGGGACCAGUAUGACCACCAAGCCUUCCUUAAAGUCUGGACAAAGCACAGUGGGCGACCAGCUUACAGGAAAGAAGCCAAAGUGUACCUGCCGGGUAAAACACUGGAGGAGAUUGAGCAACAUGAAGACUGGCAUCAGGAGCUGAUUCACCUACAGGACAGAAAGAGAGAGGCUAUUCAGCGGUGGAAAGCAAGCAAACAUCAGGAACGCCAGACCAGAAUACAGAGUCAGGAGGAGGCGGAGGAGGCUGAGGCCAAGAGCCAGUCCCACCAACACAGGACUGAGGAGGAGAGGAGAGAGGCGGCGCGUCGACUGGAGGAGUGGAGGGAAGAGAAGAGGAGGAACGAGGAGCAGGAAGAGGAGCAGAGGCUGGCGGAGGAGAUACAAAAGAGGAAACGGGCAAAGGAAGAGCGCCGCCGCCAGCUGGAAGUGAAGCUGACCAUUGAGGAGCAGCUGCGACUAAAGAGAGAGGAGGAUGAGGAGCAGAGGAGAAGGAGGAGACAGGAGGAACAGAGGGAGAUGGAGGAAAGGAGAAGGGAGGCAGCAAAGGGCAUCAAACGCUUUAAUGAAAGGGAUAUUCAGAAGGUGGAGGCAAAGCUUCAGGAGAAACAACUGAGAGAAAAGGAGGAAGAAGAAAGACAGAAGAGAAUCACUGCUAAGUUGAAGGAGAAGGUGGACGGUCACAUCAGCAGAGACCCCUCCAGACUUACUCGUCCAACUAAGGGAUGGGAGGAGCGAAUGAAACACAUUGGACCUUCAGGAGGAGGGCCAGUGUCACAGAUGUUUCACAGAGCUGUUCCCACUUGGAGACAAGGCCUGUGAUGAGUUGCAAUUGAAGUCAGCCGAACAGUCUUGAAAUGCAUUGCGUUUUAAAACUAUCAAAAUUAAUGAAAAAAGCAUCAGCACACCCAAAUCUGUGCAAAAUUCUUUAUAACAAAGCAAGCUUUCAGUCAGAAACCUUCUUUAAGGCAUGCUGUUUAUGCCUUGAAAAGGCCUCUGACAGAUUUAAAUGUGUGGAAGCUUUUUGCAUUUAUUUUGAUAGAAAUGUGAUUAAAUUAAAAUUUAUGCAGUUGGA
This is a messenger RNA of Plectropomus leopardus (leopard coralgrouper), 1732 nucleotides long. RefSeq names its product coiled-coil domain containing 112 (gene ccdc112). Lineage: Eukaryota; Metazoa; Chordata; Actinopteri; Perciformes; Serranidae. The record is from RefSeq and is a predicted model, not a curated record.